GUGCGCACAGGGCUUUGAAGUGUAACCAACUGCUGUCCCGGAGUCAGUGCCGGAGCCUCGUAUAUGAUAGGGAGAGCACUCCAAGAGCUCAGAGCCGGGUAUUGUUCUCUCAGAAGCCGGAUCCACAGUACCAGCAGGUCCCGCUGCUCUGGAUGGGAGGUCGGCUCCAACUUGCGCUGAGGCCAAAUUUUUUCGUUACACUGAGAGCGAAGCGCGGUUGGAGACCAAGGAGGAAUAGACACAAAACAACUUAAGACAGCAAACACGAGGUAACGCCGAUGUGAAAAAGCCGAUUUGUGCCACUGAAAGGACGCAUAUCGACGGUGAAGACACGCGUUUCAGCUCAUCUGCCGGAGAUGAAUGGAAGCGAGGAUAACAGAUGCAUACAGCCGGAAUGCUAAUGCGUGAUGGCUGUUUGGACAUGCACGUUGUGUGGACUGAAACAGGUUGGUUUCACCUCGAUCAAACUUCAGCAGUAUCAAACGUGGGACGAUUAGCGCGCAUUUAGCAGCUGAGGAUGAACUGAAUCAGCGUGGCGCGCCUGGAAAUGACAGGAGGCUUAUUAUGGGAAACUGCGCUCCGUGGUUUACUGGACUUCUACUGGAUUUAGAGGGUUAUCCUUAUCGCUGCAUGUGGACGAGGGUUAUUCCCAAAUACUGACCCGGAUAUUCUUCUGAUCUGAGAGUGUGUAUGUGUGUGCGUACUGUUUUUAACUGUCUCAGUGUCCAAAUUCACUUCUGUUGCUUAUUGACGAUGAUGGAUAUCCUAUAACCUAUUCUCUAUUAAAACACGCAUGCCAUUGCCAUUACAAAAGUUACUUAAAAAUGAAUAUGAUGCAAUUCGGAUCCUUAUAAACAGCAGAAACAAUCCACUCAUGCCACAGUCAGGAUGCUGUUCUCCACACUGUGUGAUUCCGAAGUCUCUCUGUCUCUGUAUCAGUGUAAAACCACAGAUGGAUGCCCUGUGUAAUGGAGCAAUGACACCUGAGGGCAAUGAUCUCCCUCUAGACCCCCGGCCUCCUCCUGCCAAGCUAGCUCGACUGGAACAAAACGGAGCGGGACCCUCUGCCCAGGAGAGAAGUAGGCAGGGGAGCCCUGUAGCCAAAACCCCCAGCCUGGCCCAGAAGCCCAACACAGUGAGGCCACAGAGCAAGAGCUGGCACAGCAGAGGUAAGGAGAUUUUUUACAGACAGGAUCUUAUAUGCAGUGGUACCAUCUAUUACAUCUUAUUACUAGCUCUGAUGAAAAUGUAACUAGAAAACUAGAACAUUUUACUCAAUUUGAAAACGCACUUUUACUCCCUGGCUUUUAACUCCUGAGAACUUGGUCUUUUAAUCAUGUGUUUACUAAACCAUCUACGUCCCCCUGUUUUUAAUGUGUUCCUGUGUCUUGUUUUAUUGUUCGUGUUAAUUGUCUGGUUCUUUUUAUUUUGUUUUUAAUUUUACUGUGCAGCACUUUGGUCAGCGCUUUGUUGUUUUUAAAUGUGCCAUAUAAAUAAACCUGGAUUGGAUUGGAUUGGAAAACUAACAUGAACCAAUUCUAUGUCAUGUCUGCUCAUUUCUGCUCAUUUGUGUCCAUCACCUCAGGAAGUCUUCUGCCAGUGUUCUGCGUGGUGGAGCACAAAGAAAGCGCUCUGGAAAGAGAAAGGCGAGAAGAACAUGCUGAGUUUGUGUUGGUCAAGAGAGACCUGCUGUUUAACCAGCUGAUAGAGAUGGCUCUGCUAACACUAGGCUAUUCACACAGCUCUGCGGCACAGGCCAAAGGUAAAACGCACAAAGUUGUAAAAAGGAGGAAAUUACACAAGUGUGUCUUUUUCAUAUGAUAAUCACCUCUGUGUGUGUAUGUCCAGGUCUGAUUCAGGUGGGGAGGUGGAACCCUGUGCCUCUGUCCUGUGUGACAGAUGCUCCUGAUGCAACAGUGGCUGAUAUGCUGCAGGAUGUUCACCAUGUUAUCACUCUUAAAAUCCAGCUGCACAGGUAGGAUGAUCUCUGAAUAUGUCUGUUUGCAUCGAUAGUCAGGUUUAAACAUAAUCUUAAAUGUAAAGAACUGCAACACACACCAAAUUAAGUUUCUGUGAGUCGCAGAGAAUAAUGAAAACUCCCUUUUUCAGUCUUUUUAUGCCUCCGAAUUAAGUUUAAUGACUGAUUUUAUUAGCUUGUUGCAAUGAAUAUUGAUGAGCAAUUUAAUGGUCAAAGACAUCAAAAGUUAUGUCCUGUAACAUUUUGGAAUAAUUAAUACUACUUCAUUUGUUGUGGAAGAAGUCAUUUAGUUGUGGCACAGUGAAAUCCACAGGAACAAGUGCUUUAAAUUCUUCCUGCAAACCAAAAUUUAAAGCAUACUGGAGAGACUAGAAACUUGUUUGAGGUCUUAGUGCUGCAGAUGAAUAAAGGAGAGCAAAAAAUGGGUUUUGCAGGACAUUUAUUCUCAUGAGGGUCACUCUGGUAUUUAAGUAAAGUUUAGUUAAAACUGGAGAGCAAUGUGAUGAGAAAAUAAAUGAAAGACAGCACUGAGGUAUAUUAUUUUGGUGAAACUGAUUGAAGUGCAGUCUCUCACCGGACUUCCUAAAAUCUGUCAAAAUGUUGUCAUUCAAGUACUUCUCGUGUGAUUUUUGUCAAGCUGUCCUAAAUUGGAGGACUUGCCUGCAGAGCAGUGGAGUCAUUCCACUGUGAGAAACGCUCUGAAGGAGCUUCUAAAGGACAUGAACCAGAGCACCCUGGCCAAGGAGUGCCCUCUGUCCCAGGUACAGCACACACAUGCACAAGCACACUGCAUUGAUUCAAAUACACACAGGAAGCUCAUGAGUACGAAGUGUCUCUGUAACGUCUUUGCCCUUCACUGUCCCAGGACUGCUUUUGUAACAUAAGGCAGGGUGAGCGUGUGGUCCAAUAAUUUGACAGGAAGUCCAGAUGCAGUGUGAGAUAAGGUGUGGGGGGCAGAGCGAGGGAGACACACAGAUAAAGAGAGAUGGUUAUCUCUUAAAAAGCCCAACCGCCUCAGGCUGCUGUCUAUCUUCUUUACCCUGCCAAGCUGUCUGCCUGUCACUGUAUCAGUCUGUCUGUCAGCUUCCUACUCUGUCAAACUCUCACUCCCUCUCCAUGACUAUCUUUCAAUGUCUCUACACUUUUGACUGCUUCAGCAACAAAAUCCCAAUCUGGUUUUAAGAUCUCUGUCCAGCCGAGAAAACAGAAACACAACUGCAGAAAUAACAUCACAUUAAUAAUGAUGCAGUAUUUGGGGAAAGGCUCUUUAUGAAUAUUCAUAAUGAUCAACUUAGUCUCUCUAUGUUUGCCCGAGGCUUCAUAGGACAUCUACAGUUUGAUAAAAAAGACACCCCCCUCUAUCUUCCUCUUCUUUGGAUUCUUUCCUUCUCUGCAGAUCUGAUACGAGCCAGUCCUCCCUCCCCCAUCUCUCUUUUUCAAUCCCUCUCUCAUCACUCCCUUUACCCCCUCUCUUGUUUGCGGGAAGCAGAUUAAAAUAAAUAUGAGAAGAUGAAAGGUGUAAUCAGAUGUAAAGAUUGCACAGGACGGUCUUUGGGGAAAAAAACUGUGCAUGAGUGGUUUUGUGUGUGUGUGUGUGUGAGACAGACAGACAGAGAGGCGGUCUCUGAUGACCUCUUGUGUUUUUUUUGAUCACACACAAGCAUGCACAAACACAUGCGUGAUUCACGUGUAGUAUGUGCACACACAUGGAGCUCUCACACACUGACACACUCAUCUGUCUUUAUUAUCUUAUUUACCUGGGGGUCUUUUUAAUAACACAGAUCUGAGUUCAUUAAUAUCAGAUGUGUGAACAGCUGAGACACUCAGGCUGCCCAUAGCAGUAGCUCAGAAGAUGUAAUGAAUUUCUAUUGUCUUUCUCCCUUCUGUUUCAGAGCAUGAUAUCAUCCAUUGUAAAUAGCACUUACUAUGCAAACGUCUCGGCUGCCAAAUGUCACGAGUUCGGUCGAUGGUAUAAGCACUUCAGGAGGACCAAGAGCUUCAAAGGUGAGGGGUUUGAGCCCACCUGCAAACAUGGAGAGUGCUUGAUGAGUCUCAGAGCAUGUCCCAGAUCCACACCUACACAGCAAACCAGCCUUGACAGAGUGAGGUUUUAGCAGUAAGAGGAACUUUUAUACUCUUAAUUCAAUGAACCACUACAGUCAGGCUCAUUUGCCUCUUGUCACACUGCUGUUUUUAUUUCUCAUGUUGUUUUAGUAAUGUGAAUCUAACGUCCUGUCAGCACCUCUUAGCUUCCUGUUUCAUCAGAAACUGAAACGGUUGAAAGUGGACACACAGAAGGACACCUGGCCUUGUUUCAAGCUAAAACUAUGUCUUUCCUCACUUAUUACAAGCAUAAGAAAGCAGCUAGCAUAAGUUUUCAACUACUCUAAGGAUAAAAUAAGAUCUUUUUAUGGUACCAUUUAAUGAUAGCAGAAUUAAUUUUAAACAAUGAAAUUAAAUCUUAUUUGCAAAUACUACGCAGAAACUAGCAUAAGCAUUCAACUACUCCCAGGGUGAAAUAGCACGAGUCAAAGUGUUCUAUUAAAGUAUAUUAAAGGGAUAUUCCAGUGUAAAACUAACUUAGGAUCAAACACACAGUAACACCGAGUUAGACACCCCCUUGAGAGAUGAAUGUUGCCGACUGCUUGCUUCUCUAGCUAUACCGACUUUAGUAACGACUGCACAAUGGCAAUACACAGCGGUCUGUGGAGCCACAUGCAAAGCUCAACCAAAACGCCACUCUAUAGCCACAAAUAAUGCUCAGAACAGCACCUAACUUCAUCAACAGUACAUAUAGGGUCCCAGCAAUAGUACUAGCCACCAAACAUCUUUUUAGCUUUGCCUGAUUUCUUUAGGAAAGAGACUCAACACAACUCACCCACUCUCUUCCAGCAGGCGCUUGUUUGUGGGAGAGCCCUGAUGAGUCAAUCACCGAGCACAGCGGAUCAUUUCCAUGAAGUGAUAAUCAUCAUAAUAACUUUUUGCCAUCAUAAUUUUUUGUACUGCACUAGUACCUCUUCCUUAACGUCUCGGUCUGAUUGCAUUUCCAUGAAGAAAUAAUCCUAAAUGUUCUUCCAUGAGCUGCGAAACUCGCUGCACUCAGUGAUCGACUCGUCAGGGCUCCCUUACAAACAAGCAGCUGCUGGAGGGGAGUGGGUGAGUUGUGUUUAGUCUCUUUGCUAAAGAAAUCAGGCAAAGCUAAAAAGAUGUUUGGUGGCUAGUACUAUGGCUGGGACCCUAUAUGUACUGUUGAUGAAGUUAGGUGCUGUUCUGAACAUUAUUUGUGGCUAUAGAGUGACUUUUUGGUUACAGUUUACACGUGGAUCUAUAGACCGCUGUGUAUUGCUAUCUUGUGGUCAUUACUGAAAUUAGUAUAACUAGAGAAGCAAGCAGUCAGCAACAUUCAUCUCUUGAUAGGGUGUCCAACUCAAUGUUACAGUGUGUUUGACCAAAACUCAAUUUUAAACAGGAAUAUCCCUUUAAGGUCAAAAUAAAUAGUGACUGUAAAGGUUAUUUUAAAAUGAAGCUUGGGGUGAGAAAUGACAGUCUAAACUAGUGAAAAUCUGAGGCACUUGAAUGAGGUAUAAAAAUCUGUCAAACAGGGAUGUGAAAACACAUUUCAACUCAAAUGCAAAUCUGUUAAAUCCAUCAGCAGUUGGGUUCUUACAGAAGUUGCAGGAGUUGCCGCUCUUACACAAACAGUGUUGGACUUUAUGAAUGGCAAACUCAAACUAUGUUAAGAAUUGUAACACAAGAUAGAGAUAUUCAAUGUCAUAUUCUUUGGUGUGAUAAUAAUUGUAUGUUCAUUUUCCCCUUCCUUCCACAGAGAUUGACAGCUUCUCUGACCAACCCGCACUCCCCACCCUGACCCAGCAGCCAAUCACAAGUAGCCCAGCUGAACAGAGCUCCCCUCUCCUCUUUUCUCGUGGGGAUGUAGCCAACAUAUGUGGCCGCUCUCCCCUCAGCCUGCGCCCUCACGGUUUGGUAACCCAGCCGCUCAGCUCUCAGAUGGUCAACCAACAGCUGGUUAUGGCCCAGUUCCUCAACCAGCAGUACGCUGUGAGCCGGAUGCUAGCAGGGCAGGGUCACCCAGCGCCCCCUCAGCAGUAUCUCAACCAUCCACCUGUAGGGAGGGCGCCUACGAAAGUCUUCUCCAAACCCCCUGAACCCCAGGCCCCUCAACAGACACUCUGUGGCCCAGGAGUAGGCCCUGCACCUGGGCCUCAAAUACAGACCUCGUCUGGGUCUUCUGUGGGGCUGACAGAUGUGCCGAGUGACAUCUACCACUGUGUGAGGGAGGAACUGAAGAGAGCGGGCAUCUCCCAGGCCAUCUUUGCGCGUGUUGCCUUCAACAGGACCCAGGUAUGGAACUCAGAGAGGUGAAUGUUUACCGGUGGUCAUCUUUUGAAGUAUCUUUUGUGCUGCGAUGGUUCAUAAAUGUGUCCUAUAAUUAUCUGUGCUUGAUGGUUGGCACAUUGGCAUGGCCUUUGCCGCAGUGCCCCCUCCCCCCAUGCAUGUGCGUAUAUAUGUGUGCGUGCGUGUUUGUGCCAGCUCUCUGCAGCACAAAGCUGGUGCCAGCACUGAAGCAGCUGCUAGGCCAACUAAUCACAACCCCUUGGAGAAAUGCUGUCUCUCCCUCUCUACCUUUUUCUUUAUCUUACUGCCCCUCCAUCUCAACUCUUUCCAGCAGUAAUCUUUACCUCUAAUCUGUCGGUCCAUAUUUUUAUUAUCACACCUUUCAUUCUUUCAUUGGUCUGCUUCUUUUUCAUCCAUAUCUCUGCCAUCACCUCAAACACUAAAAUGCCACAUUAUCUGUGUCCAUCAUCUUCCAUUCGCUACCACAGCCACAGAAAUGGGGCUCAGAGGACAGGCUAAGCCCAUUGUUAUUAUUAUUAUUAUUAUUACCGUCAUUAUCAUUUUCAUCACAAUAACCAGAGGUAGUUAUUAUCCACCCCCGUGUUUCCCCUGUUGCCAAGUCCAAGGUGCCUCAGUGCCAGCCGCACAAGUCGGGCAGGAUGCCAACCUGCCAUAUAGAGUCUAAAGGAUCAUUUGUCAUUUUGUGAUUCAUGUAAAGCCUCCAUCAGUCUGGAAGGAGGAGUCUGAGAGUAUCUGAAGAUGAUCCAUGAUUUGAAUAAGAAGGCUGUUUCUUCUCCCUUUAUUUCACUGCCAGUGUGAAAUCUGAUUUCUCCUCUGAAUGGAAGCCCUACAAUCUGCAUGAGAUGUUUGAAGGCUUUCCUAAACACACAGAUAUAGCCUCGAUAAUGCGAGCUUGAUAGCUUAGUAGAUUGCUAAGUCGUGAAUGUGGACUGGCUCUGUAUCUUGUGUAGCCUAGAAACACCUAACUGCAGGAACUCGAUAAGUAGCCGCUUUGAAUGAGAGCCAAACAUGGAGUUUUUUUUUUUUGUUAAGUUCAUUCAAACAACAACUUUUUAACACAUCAGAGGGACUAUGUCCGAGUGAUUAUUUAUGAAUUUACCAGGGUCUUCUGUCAGAGAUCCUGCGGAAAGAAGAGGACCCCAAACACGCCUCCCAGUCUCUUCUGGUGAACCUGCGGGCGAUGUACGGCUUCCUGCAGCUUCCUGAAGCUGAGAGGGAACGCAUCUACCAGGAGGAGAAAGACAGGAGCCUGACGGGAUUCACCCCCAGCUGCAACAACACGCCACCAAGACCCACACAGGUCAGCCUGUGGACAGACUGAGAGAGAGAGAUGAAAUCACGAAGCUGCUGUUUAGUUUUUUGAUUUUUGAUUUUUUGCUUUUAUUGAAUUGAAACGCUGAAAAACAGGGAAAGUUGGAAAGUAGAUAGUCAGGAAAUAUCAUGAAGAAAAGGGUCAUGGCAGGGAAUCGAACCAACAACUGCCUUAACAAAGACUAUACCCACCGAGCAUUUUUCGCUCUAAAAGACAUUUAAUAGACCUCUAAUGGUCCUUAGACGUCUGGGCUAAAAUUGGUCUACCACUGGUCUAAAAAGGAAAGUUAUUUAGCCGUCUAAGCUAAGACUAGCUGUCUAAUAGUCUUAACUACACUUUACAUUGAUCAAUGACUGUUAAAAUGCUUUAAUCCAACAUUUGGCCAUCAUUUAAACAGCUUACAGUUGUUUUUUAUUUAAUAUUUAAUAAUUAAUGGGUUAAAGUCUAUUGUCUAGUUUUGGGCUAAAAUAUAGAUCAAUUAUAGACGGUGAAUUUAUGUCUAAACUAAGACGAGACGUCUAAUAGUCGUCUAAGGCUCAGUGGGUAUCCUCUGUACAUGGGGGUAUGGUUUUUCUUUGACAUUUAAAGUGAAUUUUAAAACAUUUUGUGCUCGAUUUUUGAGAAUUUUGGUACAUCACGAUUCUUUGGCUGUGAAAACUAUCUUCAGGUGAAAACUGUCCUUUAGACAAGCACAGAAAAAGGUAGUUAUAUAACCAUCAGGCUCACUGCACUUAGUGUGAGGCGCUUAUGAGUUAUUAAUAUUAAAAUGCUGAUGAUCGUAUGCUUUACUGAGCUUGGAAAAUUAUUCUACAGGCUUAACAAGAUCAUGCUAGUACUGUUAGCACUAACUUAUUCAUUAUUUUAAAGCAUAUGUGAGGAACAUGCACCAAGACAUCUUGUCCUUUACAUACUGUAGUGGUUAUUUUUAUCCAGAAAGCUAAAAUAUCAUUUAUCGUGAAUAUUUAAUACAAAAAUGAUAUAAACAGGGCUGUUUGUAGCUGGCAUCGACUCACCUGCACUGUUUUGAUACGCGCAGAAUAACAACAGAAAAGCUCUAAAUCUUGUCAUCAUCGGUCCUGUCUGCUUUUGUUUAUUAUUUCAUUACCAUCAAAAACCUUCUUACAGGAGCUAUAAGUAUUUUUAUAGAAGCAAAUAUAACAUCUGAAAACGUAAAGGGUCACCUAAAUUCUUAAAAUAAGGAUUUUUGUUUUUUCUUCACUCUGAUCCCUUCUUUUCACUCCAGUAAAGUACAAAUUAUACCUUUCCUCUAACUUUUGCCAUAUCCUCUGGGAUUAAAGUUGGCCAAUACUAGGAUUUUUGAGAAAAAUGGCAAUCUGACACUGAUAAAGUUUAAUUAUUAAAGGGAUAUGGGGGCGUAAAUUUAAGCUAGGGUCAAACACACCAUAACAACGAGUUAGACACCCCCCUCAAGAGAUGAAUGUUGCCGACUGCUUGCUUCUCUAGUUAUACCAACUUUAGUAACGACUAAACGAUAGCAGUACACAGCGGUCUGAGGAGCCAUCAACAAACCUCAACCAAAAAGUCACUCUAUAGCCACAAAUAAUGCUCAGAAAAGCACCUACUUCAUCAACAGUACAUAUAGGGUCCCAGCCAUAGCACGAGCCACUAAACAUCUUUUUAACUCUGCCUAAUUUCUUUAGCAAAGAGACUAAACACAACUCACCUACUCUCUUCCAGCAGCUGCUGGUUCUUGGGGGGACCCCUGACGAGUCGAUCACCAAGUGUGUUUGACCAUAACUUAAAUUUACGUCGGAACAUCCCUUUAAGUUUCUUUGGCACUAUAUUUUGGGAGUAAACAUUAACUUAACCCAGCCUCUUUUGUCUGAUCAUGCCAUGUGUAGGUUAGGCUAGAGUGCAGGACUCCCUUUAACUCCGGCCAGAGUGAAACAGAGAGUGAUGAUCUAUGACAUGUUGCCAGGUUUGAUAUAUAAAAUGUACUCCACCUGCCUUUUCAGCCAACAGCUGUAGUAGUAUCAGGUUUACUUUAUCUAAGACAGAAAACACCGUCAACAGUCAUGAGGGCCCACACAGGGAGGACUUCUGACUUCGUUUGUAUCUCAAAAACUUUCAGACCAUAGAUCUGUUGGCGUUCCCUGUAUCUAUGGUGUAUCCUCUCUCAUAAUUUCCUUUUCAUAAUCUGUUCAUUUUCCGUUCUUUCCCCCCAUUUACUCUCAAUCUGGCGCAGCCAGCUCCUCAUGCACUGCUCUGCUGACUCUCCUCUGUCGGCCUGGAGAGGGAGCAGACUGCCACAUGUUCCCUCUAAUAUCCCACAUCAAGUUGCCAGCUGCUUCUCCAGCCAAGGAGACAGUGUCGUGCGCACCGGUUCAUUCUGUCUCCCAGAAACGAGACCAGUUUCUAUAUUGAAGAAGUGAUGCCUCACUUGCUUUGCAAAUUAAAAUCGUUCUUUAAAGUGUGAUAGAUGAGCAGAGCAACCUAACAUUUGCUCUGCUUUGAUUUCAAUCCACUGAGCUGCUAAUUUCUAACACUUGUUGCUCACGUUUAAACCCGACUCUUUUGUCUUUCUUUCUCUUCAGGCGAGGCUGUCCCCAGUUGCAGGAGACAGAAAUUUGAGAACAGACAGUUGUGUUCUCAACGUGAGCGCUUCUAUCUACGAGGAGAUCCAGCACGAGAUGAAGCGAGCCAAAGUGUCUCAGGCUCUGUUUGCAAAAGUGGCUGCCUCUAAGAGUCAGGUACUUCCUUGCCUGCUGGUGUGAAUCUGAUGAAAAUGCUUUAUCCUAAACGUUCACAUAUUGCACCCAUUUCUAUUAUUUGAUAGUUCAGAUUUUGGUUGCAUGAUGAAUACAUCCCCUUAGCUUAAGCAGGGAUGGUUUGUGUGUUUGUGAGUGUGAGUGUGUUUGAGUGUGUGUGUGUGUUUGUGGAGGAAAGCCCAGAUAAUCAACUAGCAGCUGUACUCUGCAGAGGACUAUCAUCAGUGCAUCAGACUGCUAUUGUGUCCUAAAUUAUCGCCUUAAUAGUCACCAUACAAAAACACAUGCACUCUCACACACUUGCACACCACUUAUUUGUGCACGCAGACACUCUGCACGAACAAAUGCAUGCACACGAGAGCUGACAAACACACACAAAUGCUCUUACGCACACAGGCACACACACAAUUUGAGUGUUUAUUGUUCUCAUUUUUAUGGCGGCCCCAUAAGCUUGUUAUUGCCUUUUGUUUUGAGGAUAAUUUCCCUUUAUGGAAUGGGGGGAUUUUAGCUGUCUCAUUUUCUCUUCUCUUGUGCAUGUCUCCAAUUUCCACUUUCCUUUCUUUUUUCCUUCCUUCUUUCUUUCCUCCAGUGUUUCUUUCAUUCUCCCCAUCUUUGUUCCUGUCUUGCUAUCAUCUCUUUGCUCAUCUUGAAGAUGUUUGGAGGUCAUUCAGCGGUCAUGCCAGUACAGACAGGUGGUCCAAAACCCCUGAGGUUCUUUUCCUAUCAUUUCUUUGCCGGCCUUCCUUUUUAUUUCACUUUCUCUACUUUCUCUGUACCUCUCUCCCCUCAUCUCUCCUCCCUUUCUCUCUUUCACUCUGUCUUCCCCCGUAUUACCCGGCUGUUUGGCAGGCUCAACCAUGCUGGAUCCCUCUGUUCUAUCUGCACUGUGCAUCUGGAUGGCAUUGUGUGCUAGACUUGGGUUACAGCCAGGCGUGUGUGUAAGUGUGUGUGUGUUUGUGUGUGCACUAAUGUGUUUGUGUGGAUCUGUGUGUGCGCAUCAGAGUGCGUACAAACGUAAUCAUGCUCCAGUUCAUGAAUCUGAAACUGGCUUGGCUUUACAUUCCUCAAUCUGCCACUCACAAGUUUUCUUUUCCUCUGAUGCAGAAGGAAAGUUGAACUAAUUAGGAAAUCUCUCCAUCAUCUCCUGACUUUGCAUUAAAAUAUAAUCAGAACUUUUCUCCUCAUUAUUUGCCAGUACAGAUGCAUCUCAGUGAAGUAGAAUAUCAUGAAAAAGUUGAUUUUUUUCAUAAUUGAUUUUUAACUUUUGAUAUUCAUUACAUGACUGGUAAAAUAUUCUUGCCUUUUUAGUUUAUAGCUCAUAAAAUAUGAAAUCUGGUGUUGCAAAUUAUUAGAAUAUUUCCAUAAAAAAAUAGUUUAUUAUACAAAAAAGCCCAAGUUCUGAAAGUCAUGUUUAUUCAUAUACUCAACAUUUGGUCAGUGUGGCGUUGCAUGGCGGUAAUCAGCCUGUGGUACUGCUGAGGUCGGGUUGAAGCUUCUUCAGUUAGUCACUUUGGCGCUGUGGGUAGGUGCCACUGGUGGAAACUAGGGGUGUCCUGAUACAACUUUUUGACUUCCGAUACGAUACCGAUAUUGUAGCCUUCAAUAUUGACCGAUACCGAUAUUGAUCCGAUAUUAGCAAAAAAUUGUGCAUGACAAGUUUUUCACUCAGCUGCAAUGUCUUUUUUGGACUUAAACAAGAAAUACUGCCACAAGGCCAACAUCACUUCUACUCCUUGUUACUUUAUUGGUACUUUAGUACACACUGUUGUUGUGAUUUUGUGGGCUCAGCUUGCUGGAUAAGGGCGCUGCUAGAUAGAGGUGCCAGAGUGGAGUCUGGAAUGGACUGCUUGUAUUGGAGUGCUGAUAUCGGAGAUUUUAGAGGCAGGCCGAUAUAAUCUGAUAUUCAUGUUUUUGCUGAUAUCGGACCGAUAUCGUAUCGGGACACGUCUCCAUUUACUUUAGACUCAGUAAAACACAGCAGACCAUCACCAGCAGAUGUCACAGCACCCCAAACACGGCAGACUAUGGAAACUUCACCGUGGGUUCUAAGCCUCUCCUCUCUUCCUCCAGACUCUGAGACCUUCAUUUCCAUAUGAGAUGCAAAACUGACUUUCAUCUGAAAAUAAGACUUCAGACCACUGAGCAACAGUCCAGUCCUUUUUCCUCUUAGCCCAGACGAGACUCAUACAAUGCUGUCUGGUUUGGAAGUGGCUUGGCAUAGGAAUGUGACAUUGUAGUCCAUUUCCUGAACACGUCUAUGUGUAGUGGCUCUUGAUGCUCUGACUCUUAGCCUCAGUUCACUCUUUGUGAAUAUGAAGCUCUCACAAGAUUCUUGAAUCCUCUUCUUGACAAUUCUCUCAAGGCUGCGCUCUUCCCUUGGUCUCCUUUUUCCUCACGCAUUCUUCUUUACACUCAGAUUUCCAUUAAUCUGCUUUCAUACAGCACUCUGUGAACAGUCAGCCUUUUUCAGCUGUGACUUUCUGCUCACCAUCCUUGACUAGGCCUUUAAGAGGACAGUCAAGUCAGCAGUCUGAACUAUGAUUGAAGUUGCAUGUUGUGAACUAAACUUAAAUUUAACAUUGAAACUUGUUAAUCUGUAAGUUUUGUUGUUGGUUGUUUCCAUUGACAUCAGGAAGCUUACAUUAGCCUAGCUUAUUGCUAAACACAGCUGCAUGAUCAGCCUGUAGGGACUUAAAAUAAAACCUGCAUACAUCCUUUUUUUCAUUUUUACAUAAGAAGAAAAAUACUUAUAUAUUAAUUCACCAAGGUAUGAGAAGAUGAGCUUGUUGAUGAAGGAAUCGUCACUGAUUAAUAAACUAAUUAUGAGCAAAUUGAGUAGAUUAGCAUAGCUAAUGGUUUAGUUUAUUAUUUCUUGGUAAUUAUGGCAGGACACAAGGCAGCAAGAGAGCUUUUUGUGGAAGCAUUAGAGUCGAUCACACAGCAGACAUUUCUCUGUUUGCUUUUUGCACUUAAUAACAGCUACAUAAAGUAUUCUUAUUUAGUGUAAAAUUAAAAUACAGAUUAUUAAAACCCUUUUUGUCAAAUAAUUGAUUUCUUUGAUGCAAAUUGCUGAACAGAAUGUUACCAUUGACUCCUGCAGGGCUGGUUGUGUGAGCUUCUUCGGUGGAAGGAGGACCCCAGCCCGGAGAACCGGACCCUGUGGGAGAACCUGUGCAUGAUCCGCCGCUUCCUCAGCCUGUCGCAGACAGAACGAGACGCCAUCUAUGAGCAGGAGAGCAGCAACACGACGGCCCAGCAGCACUGCGGCGACAGGCUGAUGCUGCUGAGCAAUGACAGCACACUGGUGAGACAAAACACACAAAAAGAUAAACUGAUUUUGUUCCACACAGGCUGCAUUUGAGAACAGACUGUCUUUUUUCUUUCCCUGUAAUAAAAAGCACUUUCAAGUAAAUUGACUACAAUAGGCAGAAAAAUCCAGUAAAAGGUUACAUUUUAAAUCUAAUCCACUGUUCCAGGACAGACAAUAUUUGUAAACGCCUACAAAAUCUUUGCAAGAAAAAAUGAUUUCAACAAUUCAGGCAUCAAAGUCAAUGAAAUACUGGAUGUGUGCACAUUAACUAAGCUAUGAUUAACCCGUUGGUUAUAUUCAGUUUUUCACCUGCACAGUUUGUGCUUGGAGUAAUAAUGCUUGCAGAUUCAGGGUUGAAAAACUUGAUUUAUAUAACUCUGAUACAUAUAUAUAUAUAUAUAUAUAUAUAUUUUUUUUUUUUUACAUUGAUAAAAUUCAUUUCAAUAAUACUGACAAAUGAUAAACAAAAUUGUUAAAGUUGAAUUAACAUUUUAUCUAACAAAUACAGGCGGAAAAUAUAUGGAAUUGUUUCAUAAUUACAUAUUACCUUUAACUUUCCAUCCAGCCAUCUGUUUUUAUUAUUAUUUUUUUUUUAAUGAAUUUUUUGGGGUGCAAUUUUUUUUUUAAAUGUAAAAAGACAUGUAAAGCUCCCAUGAGGAAUUUUAGGUUUGUGUCUCUUGUGGACAAAAUCUCAUCUUGCUCACACCGGUUUCAUGCAUUAAAUUAAGGUUAAAAAAUCAUCAAUCUUGUCUCUGAUGGUCUUGUUUGCUCUUGGAUAGAAUGUAAAGGCAUAAAUAUAAAUUUCAGUCUGUUUCAUGAAUGUGGAAAAAAAAAAAUCUUGUGGGAGCUUUAACAGAAAAAAUGUGCUUCACAAACAUGACUGACAUUUCUGUCAGGAGCAAUAUUAACCUGGAUUAUUCUACAGAUUAUAACAGAUAUCAUAUUAAACACUUGACUGUAAGAGUGUUAGAUUUGUUUUGCUGUUAUCAGGGAUAAGACAAAUGCUGGCUGGGUGUCAUAUAAGCAGGUGACCAGGGUUUGAUUCCAGUCUGUGGGUCACUCCCUGCUAUCCUCUGCCUUGUCCUGUGACAUAAAGGCCAGACUUAUAACUUUAAAAAGGAGACAUCUAGUGGUCAACUGGUUACAGAUUUUAACAUCCAAUACUGAAGAAAGCUGCCUCAAAACUCUGCAUUAAACUAAUUUAGAGGAGUCAUAUGAGGAGUUAUAAACCAAAAACAAUAAAAGCAUAAAACCUACCUUAUUAACUUUUUAUGUUUUAUGAGAAGAUUUUAAUCAGUGAGAAGGGGUUGUAACUAGAAAUGGAAAAUUUGAUGCCAGUUACUUUUAAGAACAGUUAUAUAAGCUGAAAAAUGAACAGAGCAGGUCAUAAAGGAAACCACUUUGCAGCCAUUUCUUUAUUCAAUUUUUUAACCAAAUGUAAUAAUAAAAAUAUUGGUAAAUUACAUUUUUCUAGAUCCUUUCCUUCAGAUCUUAAAAACACAUUUGUGUAUUUUUUUAAUUUCGUCUUUCUCCUCUGCAGUACCAGCGAAACUCUCCUCUACCACAGCAACACCACCUUCAACCCCACCAGCCCCUGCAGCCAGAAGCAGGCCCCCACCUGUCACCACGACAACCAUGUGCUGCAUCACCAGCUGAAUCUGAGGCUGGGGGCAACUGGGCCCACAUGAGAGUGCGUCUGCAGGGAAGGAGCUGUAGUAACGGGGAGAGAGAGGAUAGCAAGGAGGGCAUUGAGGGGGGGCGGGGAGAGAGGAGCAUUCUGGGAGGGGACAAGGGCUGUGUCGGAAAGGCGAGAGACAAUGAAGCAGAAAGCAAGGAGCAGGUGAGAGAUGGAGAUGAAAGAGAAGAGAGGAUAAACGGGGACAAAAAAGAAAGCGAGGUAAAGGAGAAACUCCAAGUUAAGUGGUCCAGAUUGAAAGAUGAGAACCAAGAUGGGGCUGGGUUGUGUUCAGAUCAAGAGGUCCAAGAAGGAGAUGAGGCCCCAGGUGAGGGGUUUAAAGUGUCCCAGGAAGCCCUGGUAAUCCUGCAGAGCUUCAUCCGGGACGUAGGUCUUGACCCAGACGAGGAGGCGGUUCACACUUUGUCGGCUCAGCUGGGUCUGCCCAAACACACCAUCCGACAAUUCUUCAACAGCCAGGACCAUGAGCAGCAUCAACAAAGGGGAGACAACCCAAAACUGAGUCAAGACAACCACGCAAACCUUCUCAAGACUGACCCUACUGAAGAGGGGGAGGAGGGUGAUGGAGAGAGUGAAAGACAAGAAAAGGAGGAGGAGAAUCAAACAGACAGAGGUGAAAAAGAGUCAGAAGUUGGGACUCAAACUGUCCUUCCUGUGAAAGAGGAGCAAGAGAGCUACAUCUAGAAACUCUAGAGAAGCUGGUGCUCAUACAAAGACACUUCAGCAUUUCUGAUUUAAAGAUCUGCUGCAAACAGGACUGAAAACAUUGUGUAGAUAAUGUUUAAACAUUGUGUCUCUGUGGAUUUCUGUGUCAGGUUGAGUGGGAAAUACAAAGAGCCCUGUUGUGACAUAUCACUAUAUUAAAAAAGAAUAACUGUGACUUUCAGAUUGAUUGAGAUUUGAGAGUAAUGACAAUGAUUUUUUAUGAUCAAGUCAGUUGUUAAAGGUGCAACUACUACCUGCCAGGACAUCUCAUAUAUAUUUCACAUUAGUCGUCUUACAGUUUGUCUGUCACAGUGUAUGAGGACAUCAAAUUUCCUGAGUCUGUUUUGAUGAUUUUAAGCUAAUAUGAAGCAUUUCUAUUCCCCUUUAGUACAUGACAGAUUCUACUCUGCAGUGUUUUUCUUUAGAGCUUAAAAAAAUUAGACAAAUCACUGUAAGCAUCGCUAAACUUAUCAGUACAACAAGAACCAAGUUAGUCAAUUUUCUCCCUAUGUCUCAACUUCCAUAUAUGGUUUUGUUGUAGGUCCUAAAUUGAAUAUUUCAAUAGAUGCAUGAACCUACUUCUCCCUUACAAACAUAGCAAUGUCUUUUUAGGGUAAGUGUUACGUUUACACAUAGUGUGGUCUUUAUUUUGAGAUGAUUUAUCCUCAUGUAGCGGAGACAGAAUAAAUAUGAUUUGACUGUUAAAAUGUCCUAAAGUGACUGAAAAUGUGCUUCACACUGAGCUGUUCUCAUUUUCUGUUUCACAUGGACCGCACAAUGUUCAAUGUUUUUCAUGAAAGACCAAUCAUGGACUAGAAAUAUAAAGACUUCAGCUGUGCAGUGUGUAUGAAAUGUUUAAAUUAAAAAGACAGCACUUUCAUUUGUACAAGAAA
Messenger RNA from Xyrichtys novacula (pearly razorfish), 17000 nucleotides. The record is from the annotation of a GenBank genome assembly. NCBI's taxonomy places the organism in Eukaryota, Metazoa, Chordata, Actinopteri, Labriformes, Labridae.